Molecule: messenger RNA, 2519 nt
Organism: Drosophila subpulchrella
Lineage: Eukaryota; Metazoa; Arthropoda; Insecta; Diptera; Drosophilidae
Gene: Pcyt1
Product: choline-phosphate cytidylyltransferase A
Exons: 4
Coding region: 294-1886 (530 amino acids)
Biological process (GO): CDP-choline pathway
Molecular function (GO): phosphatidylcholine binding; choline-phosphate cytidylyltransferase activity
Source: RefSeq, a predicted model, not a curated record
UCGAAAUCGAGUUUGCGGCGACGAAACAACAAACAAAAAGUGCUAACUCGACAGACCGAGCGACGAGUGCUCCGAGUUCCGUGCGUGUGUGUCAUUCCAGCUGAAAACCAUUGAGUUCCGCUUCAAAAUCGAAGAUUAAACAGCAGAAGGGCGAAAGAAGGCCAAUCGAUAAACGAAAGAACCGUUCCGUUCCGAGUUGGAAGAAAGUGGAAACUGAAAGUCACUUGAAUCUCUGUUCCUGCGUUACCGUGUUGCGAAACCGUUAAAACUGCCGCUCCCAAACAUUCGCUGCGAUGGCCACCUCAUCGAUACUCGCCAAAAGCACAAUUAACAGCACAUCGCCACCGGCCACGCCCAGCAGUUCCGCCUCCUCCGCCGCCUCCACAUUGACCACCCGGAAGCGGACCUACGAGACAGCCAUUGCCAUGCCCUCGUCCACCAGCGCCUCAAAGGGAUCGGGCUCGGAUGUCCAGGAUCAGCGCACAAACAGCCCCGGCAAGGGGCUGUCCAAGUCCAAGGGCGUGGGCCAGCUGGAGGGCGUGCUGGUGGUCGGCGAGGGAGCCAGUGAGCCCACCACCGCGGCCACCACUCUGCGGGACAGCACACGAACCAUCUCACAGAGCGACGCCGACGAUGGAGGCGAAGCAGCAGCCGCCGAGGACCUGCUGCCCGCCAUCUCCGGCGCCUCCACAUCGGAUUACCUCAGCGGCGUCAAGCGCAAGUACCUCCCGCAGCUGCAGACGUCGCCGGAUCCCCUUGUGGUGCCCGCCUCCACCUCGGCGCCGAUCUUCAAUUUCAGCAGUGCCUCCGAUUUUGCGACCAUUUGCAAGCCAGCGCCCUUCUCCCACGACGAGGAGGCCAUGUUGGAGCGCGAGAGGUGCGACUACACGAACCGGAUCACCUACCAAAUGGCCCGCUCCGGACAGACUAACCGCAGGGUGAGGGUCUACGCCGAUGGCAUCUACGACCUGUUCCAUCAGGGCCACGCCCGCCAACUGAUGCAGGCCAAGAACAUCUUUCCCAACGUGUACUUAAUCGUCGGUGUGUGCAACGAUGAGCUGACCCACCGCAUGAAGGGACGCACCGUGAUGAACGCCUUCGAGCGGUACGAGGGAGUGCGUCACUGCCGCUACGUGGAUGAGAUUGUGCAGAAUGCACCAUGGUCGCUGUCCGACGAUUUCAUUGCCGACAACAAAAUCGAUUUUGUGGCCCACGACGACAUUCCGUACGGUACCGAUAACAUGGACGACAUCUAUGCACCGCUGAAGGCGCGCGGCAUGUUCGUGGCCACGGAGCGCACUGAGGGCGUGUCCACCUCGGACAUUGUGGCCCGGAUCGUGAAGGACUAUGAUCUAUAUGUGCGUCGCAAUCUGGCCAGAGGCUAUUCGGCCAAGGAGCUGAACGUUUCGUUCCUGUCCGAGAAGAAAUUCCGGCUGCAGAAUAAGAUGGACGAGCUGAAGUCGCGCGGCAAGCGGGAGCUGAGCAAGGUGAAGGUGGACAUUAUCACCAAGUGGGAGGAGAAGUCGCGCGAGUUCAUCGACACCUUCUUGCUGCUGUUCGGGCGCGAGCACCUCAACCACUUGUGGAACGAGUCGAAGGGCAAGCUGCUGCAGGCGCUCAGUCCGCCGGGCAGUCCGUCGGGAUCGGUGAACGGCGAUGACACGGAGGGCGGCGAGGACUACAGCGAGACCAUUGACGAGUACUUGGAGAUGGCCGAGAAGCUGAGCGAGGGCAGCGGCAGCAGUGGCUCGCUGAACGGCAAGCAGCGGCCAAAGCAGAAGCGCUCCUCGCUGGCACGCCGCAGUUACCAGAGCCUGCAGAGCCGGUCACCGGAACUGGGUGCGGAUGGGGACGAGGAGGCGGAGUACGAGCGGCGUAGCGAUUGAUUCUAGUGCGGGACAGCAGCCCGACCUUUUCUUCUUCUCUUACUGUCUUUGAUGCUACUGUAAAUUGACUCGUUUGCAACUAGUAGUGUUCAGCGGCACACCCUAGAUGCCCUAGGAUCGCCACUCGCAGGCCACCCGAAUCCGAAACGGAACCCACUUCUAUUUACUCUAGCCCUAAGUGGUACUGUAAUCCCCUAGUUUUAGUUGGCACUCGUGUUCUCCUCCUUACUCCACUCAGCCACUCCACCUUUCCAUCGCCAUCUUUGAGAAUCGAGGGAAUCGAGGAAACCUGUAGCUAAUUCAGCUGUGUGUGGUGGGACAAAAGCAACCAACGCAGAAAAGACUCAUUUUUGUAUUAGGCACUCGGCGGAUCGUGCAUGAAAUCGGCGGCGGCAGCGUUAGUUCCAGGUGCCGCAAAAUAUCUAGAAAUAUUUAUAUUAAAUUAUUUCGCAUAACAUUAAAUUAAGUUAACAAACACAACAACAACAAGAACACCAACCAAUUAUAGAGAAAACAACCAAACAAAACGCAUUCGGAAAACUCAAAAAAACCAGAAACAGUUGGCAAUAGCGGAAUUAUUGCAAAUGCUUUGUUAAAUAUUUUUUGAAAAAUAAACAUUGAAUCGAAAAAAAA